UGUUACUUGUGUUGGUAGUCUAAAAGUUAUAGGUUGUAUUUGACUGAAUUAAUGCGUUAGCAAUUCUUCUGUAGAUAAAGAAGAACGAUGAAGAUUAUAGACUACUUUCCGAGGAAUUGUUACAGGAGUUGAAAAAGAUGUCAAGAAGAGACAAUAGGAAGAAGAAGGAGAAAUUUACAAGCUUUGGACGACAGCCGCACUCUAGAAUACCGAAUAAAAAUACAGAAAUAUUUUCAGGAAAAGAAGAAUCAGCGGGGAUAAAUAAGAUGCAUUCCACAAAUACACCCAUGUUACCACCCGAGUUUCGAAAACCACAGAUCGAACUGAAUGUAGAAGAAUUAUCUCAUCUAAAAGAUUAUCUGCAAAGGAUAGGUUUACUGCCGCCAACCUCAGUCGACGAUCCUUUGCCAGAAGACACUCCUCCCUCAUACGAAGAAACGAUUUUGUUGACAACACUAAAACAGCAGAAAAAUAUAAGAGAAGUGUUAAAAGUACAUGGAGGAAGGCUUGGAUCAAUUGAAAGAACAGUGUCACAGACAAGACAAGUUACAGAUCAAACGCGCGAACUGCAACAAAAUAUGAACGAAAGGUUGCAAAACAUUGGACAGUCAUUGCUUAUGAAUAACGCAUUACAGAUGCGAACCUUCCAAACUGAUGUCACCAAAAGAUUUGAAACAGUGGAAAGAACAGUGACGGAGACAAGACAAAACAUGACAGAAGGAUUUGACAGGAUUGAACAUAGCAUACAAGAAUUGCAUCCACAAACAGAGUUAAUUGUAGAUCGCGUGAGCCAACGUGUUGUGGAAACGCUAUUGCAAAAUGAACCAUUAAGAGUCAGAAUACAGCCUAACGAAGAAUUAAUGAAAUGCAUAACAGACACAACUCCUAUUUGGCCCCUUGGACACAACAGAAUGCAUAAGUGUGAAAGGUGUAACUGCAUGAGACGAUGUAAUUGCAUUUGCCAUUCUCAAAACCAGUGGCGUAACUUUGAAAAACGGAGAGAUCAAGAAAGUAAAAUGCAUUCUGGCACAAGGAGAAAUAAAGAGUCGUCGAAUUUGCAAAGCACCAAGGAAGAUAUACAGUUACUCGGGGCAACUGGGGGUGAUCCAGAUGAAAGUCCCAGUGAUGAUCCGUCUAGUGAUGAUGAUGACAGUAACGGUAACAAUAAGGGGGGCUAUGAGAAAAAGAAAAAAGACAAAAGAAGGAAAACAUGGAAGAUAGAUAAAGAUGCAUGGCUCAAGUGUAUCAAGGAAGGAGGCGAUUUAAAACAUCAGGCGGAAAGUUUAUUAAGUGAAAGAAAGUUGCCAGAUCAAAUUGCGCUGAACGCUAUAAGAUCAAAGUACGCACAUUUGUCUUUAGUUAUUUCUAAAAUUUGCGAUAAGGUUUGCGUUUAUAUCAAGGAGAAGUCAGAAGAAAUUGCACAUGUUUGGGCUGCUACAAAUUAUUCAAAGGAUUCCUUGCCUAAUGAUCAUGACAUUGUUUUUGUUGUCCUGACAACAGAUACAACAGUUAAAAUAAACGAGGAAAAUUUUGCUAUAUAUCAAAGAUAUUUCUUGCAAGUCGAUGAAACCGACCGGAACAAAGAAAUAGAAAUAAUGGAAUACAAUAACCUGCCAACUUCUGAAGAAAUUGAAAAACUUGAGAAAUGUUUGAAAGAAAAUGCAAAGUCAUUGAUGAAUAACCAUAGCAACCUUACUAGGGUGACAGCAAGUUGGUUCAGAACAGAUCGUAAUGAUACUGAACACCUAUCAUUAAGAAAGGAAUUGUGUAUUGCACUCUAUGUCCACAUUAAAGGAUAUAUACCAGUGGGUGAGAAAUACUUCCCAACCGAAAUCGGAGGGUUUCCAGUGGUUGUCCGAGAGGGCAUUUUUACACUUUGUAAGGGUCCAAAUGAGUAUCAUGAGAAUGUGAAAAUGGGUUGUGCAAUCGGUGCAGAAAUGGUUGGUACUCUUGGAGCAUUUAUAGAAUUUGAAAAUGAUAAUGAUUUAUAUGGGCUUACGUGUGCACAUGUUGUAUUUGGUCAUGAUAAACUUAAGGCUAUACUUCAAAAGGGAAUAUGUGUAUUUGACGAUGGUAUUGUUGUUUGUCAACCUGCCAAUACAAAUUAUAAACCUCUUGGCAAAACAGUGGCGGCAGUUUAUAAAAGUGGAGGAAAUGGAAUAUCAGGAAUGGAGUUUACAUUAAUAAGAAUUCACCAGAGCAGAUGGCCUACUGAAGGCACAUUCCCCGAUGACUCUGACUAUUUGUCAGCAGGAUUUGGACCAGACACGCCUUUUGAAUUUGCUUCCGGAAAUACUUUGAACACAAGACGUCUCCCUUUUCCCUUAGUGUAUAAAUACGGUUGUGAAAGCAAACUCACACAAGGAGUGUGUCGAGUAAAUGGUUCAUCGGUUCGAACAUUGAAAUUUCAAGACAACAUUCUUGAUACUGAAUUAGUUUUGCAUGAUCAGAUCGAAAUAAUGAAUAUAGAAUCGCAGUUUGCUUUAAAGGGGGAUUCAGGUGCACUUGUUUUUAUAAAAGAUGAAAACAAAGAGCUUUCUGCGUUUGGAAUGUUUGAAGGGAAGUUCCAAGGUACUAAUAUUUAUGUAUGUACGCCAAUCUACGAUGUCCUUAACGAAAUAAAACGGAUUUGUAACAAGCAAUGCAGAUUUAAAAGAUUUCUACCAUCUGAUUCACAAAUAAAUGAUCCGAGGCUGCACGAUCAGUUGCAUGACACAGUAAUGUCACUUUCCGGAAGUGUGUCGCAACUGCAUGGAAGAUUAGAAUCUCUUGAUCAAGGUUUUGCAAAACAUAAACUAGAAAUAUCAAAUGAACUUGGUGAAUAUUUAAAAAGGACUCUGGAAAUUAGUGAUCAGCAAAAGAUUCAAAGAGAAGAACUUAAGAAUCAAAAUGACGAAUUGAAAAAGCAAGGUGACGAGCACAUAAAACAGAGUCAGGAAAUAAAGGAACGUCAAGAAAGACAAGAAAAGCAAAGCGAAGAACUUAAAGAGGAAUUAAGAAGGCAAGGUGAUGAGCAUGUAAAACAGAGCCAGGAAAUAAAGGAACGUCAAGAAAGGCAAGAAAAGCAAAGCGAAGAACUUAAAGAGGAACUACGGAGGCAAGGUGAUGAGCAUGUAAAACAGAGCCAGGAAAUUAAGCAACGUCAAGAAAGGCAAGAAAAGCAAGGCAAAGAGCUUAAAGAGGAACUAAGGAGGCAAGGUGAUGAGCAUGUAAAACAUAGUCAGGAAAUAAAGGAACGUCAAGAAAGGCAAGAAGCGAAAAGUGAAGAACUUAAAGAGGAACUAAGAAGGCAAGGUGAUGAGCAUGUAAAACAGAGCCAGGAAAUAAAAGAAGGACAAGAAAGACAAGGCAACGAACUAAAAGAUGAAUUAAAGCAAAUGACACAAAUAUUGAUGCUAUUAACUCAACAAAAAUCGUAAUUCAUUGUAUGCACUUUUAAUAAAUAGUUUCAAUACAGAUUUUCGAUAAGUUAAAAUUGAAAUGGAUAAUAUACGUAUAAGUUGUUCAAAAUAUGAUAUGUGAAUAGAAUGUAUUAAAAGAGAAAAACGUCAAGUUACAACAAAAUAGUUAUGAAAGUCACAUCAUGAUGACUACAAUCGUUCAGAAUUUAGCUUUAUAGACUUAUACGUUAUGCAAUAUGUUAAUUAUUUAUUAUAACAAGUAUUUUAUGAAAAACAUGUUAUAUCUUUUUAAGAAGAUAAUCGACGUUAAAAAGGAGCUCCACUGAGGUCCAGAAGCCUAAAAUGAAAUAAAAUUUGAAAUUCUUGCACAGAUCAACAGUUUCACUGAAAAUGGAAAAAAAAAUGCAAGACAUAUAAUUGAGAAAUAUGCUCAAAAUGAAUGAAAAAUCCAUUUUGAGCGGUUUUUGUCUUGUUCUUCAUUUUUGGGUCAUGAUGCGCUAUAAAGGUAUUAUUUAGGAAAAACUGAGUAAGCAAAUGAUAUCAAAUUAUGCACAUAAGUUAUUGGUCAAAACAUUAAUCAAAUGAAACGGUAAUUUCGUAAAAAUAUUUAAAGGUUCUCGUCAAUAGAAAACCCUCAGUGGAGUCCCUUUUAUUCAGUAAAUGUUAAUUGCAUUAUAGAUUCGGAAUAUUGUCAAAGUCAUUAAAGAAAUGAAUGAUAUAUUAAUGGUAAUUUGCUUACCGAUCUCAAUCUUUAAGGUGAAUUCGAGGGUUCAAAGGUAAAAGGUAAUAACUGCCAUUUUCUACAUUUCGAGAAAAACGCAAAAAAACAUAUAUUUUAAUACAACUUUAUUUUCCGUAAUAUUUUUAUAACAAUUUUGAUUCUCCCAUAUUUGUUGACUACAUUAGAUCAUAUUUUGUUUAGUUUACCUUGCUUGGUGCUGAUUAAACACUGUAAUUAUGUUUUGUUUUAAAGUUCUAUGAUCAAAAUAAUAUCAUUUUACAGAAGUAAAAGGUAAUAAAUGUACUUAGAUCCUGUCAAGACAACAAGUUUGAGCGGUAAAAGGUGAUAACUGCCCUUACGACCUUUUACUUCUGAAGGUUUAGCAAUAAAAGUUCGAGAUAAAUUGUGGAAAAAGGUUGUAAGUGCAGUACAGCCUUGUUCCUCUGAAAAUAAUUUAGAUGUUGCAGUAAUUGUUACUGUUGCAAAUUAAUUAAUUAUGUCCUUACUUUGAAGAACCUUACGUAAUGUCAUUAACACACAAGCACAAUAAUACUCGUACACAAAAUUGACAAUUUUCAUUCAUAGAAAUAUGAAAUAUGUACCUGCUCAAUAUUUAGAUUCUACAGAAAUAAAUUGAUAACUAAAAAGUUAGGGAAAUACGCACUAAAAUCUAAGUUUACAAAUUUUCAUUUAUUUUGAAUGUUCUCUGGUAUAUAAUCGAACUGAAGCCAAACAGACCCUAGACAUCAGCAAUUAAGGAUAUUAGUGACCCAUAUCAUAGUUAAGUAAAUAAAGACUACUGUUUCAUGUCACAAAAUGUGAAUGUUUGCCAUUAAUUAUUCCAUGACCUUCACUCUUUUGUUUCACUCUCACUAACAGAAGGCACUUGAAGUUUGUCUUUUAUAGAUUUGCUGCAUGGCAAUGACUCGUAGUAUGAUUCGUACUCCUUCGGAAUUGUCUAAGAGGCAACAAGUGACAUCAAAUUAGCUUUUUUUGCAGCAUAUUCUGAACGUUUCUCUGUAUAAGCCUUUCGUGGGGAAUUAAGAGACUUUUCUUUGCUUCUGCUCUUCUUCUGCAUUAAUCUAACUUCAUUGAACUCACUAACAUCAAAAACCAUAGUUCACAAAAAUAAUCUAUUCUUUCAUUUUUUUGUCUUUACGAACUUGAAUCCAUUUUACAUUCAGCCAAUUAACACGUUCUCCAUCAACAUCAAUUUUCAUUGAGCCAAAGUUUUGUUCUUUGUACAACUUGUAAUCUAGUAUGUCAGUGUAUUUUAUAAGAACGACAAUAUAUGGUUGCUUCCGGCGUGCUAAUGAAAUAACUGUUUCCCACUGAGAUGGAACAUGUACUUUUGUGAGGCUUUUUGCAUGCUCGAUAGAUGCAUGUAUGGAAUCACAUUCCAUUUCUGAAUGACCACUUUCGAGUAAAUUGUGGUUUAUACACUUGAUGUGAGGAAUAUACUGGACACAGUGAACUAAGCAACUUGCAACAAACUGAUUCUGUCCCCCACAUGUAUCACUAUAUAAUGUCACUUCUUCAAUAACAGAUGUCUUACUUGCAUCAGAAGUAACAUACAAGUACACACAAGUUCCUACUUCGCACGAGCCUCGUUUCCCCUGUGUCUCAUCCCAAAGAUAACAAGUCCAGUUACCAUUUCCCAGUUCAUAGAAUGACAAAUUGUAACAAGACAGUUUUCUUUUGUAAUAAAGUUCACCAAUUAAACUGCAUGGUGUUUGACGAUACAGCCCUUGAUAUCAAAUGCCGACGCAGAAAACUUUGGAUCUUUCUUUGCCCGUUCUUUAUCGGCUGAUUUUUCCAUUCUAGCAUUGUUUUUUCUUUUUUGGUGUGCCUGACAUUUUGCUUUUGUUGCCUCACCUAGUCUAGCUUCUAUUCUCAAAGUGUCAUACAGAUUGCAGAGUUUACAUUGAUCUUUCUUAGGAAGGAAGAAAGACAAGUUAUAUUCUGUACAGAAAAUGUUUCUGUACACAGCCUCUGAAACACACCUUCUAUUUUGUCCUUUGCAUUUUUCUACAUACAAUGAUGUGUUUCUUUACAAAUGAUCUGUGAUAUUUCUUUGUUUUAUUUCCAGGCACAGCUUUCCCUUUCUUGUCAUUUCCAACAUAUAACCCUGCCACUUUGUGCUUAACUGCGUUUGCAACUGUUUUGGAACCGACAUUGAGAGUUUUUAGAAAAAGUCAUUGCACACUCUAACCAUUUUGCCACCAACUGUGAAGAAAAACGAAUUUGAAAUAGUUCUUUGUUUUCUUCUCUGUUUAGAUACCUUCUCUGGUUCUUUAUUGGCAACAUGGAAACAAAUAAACUUUGCCUCUGACUUUUGUAAUCACCCAUUGACCAGUAUGUACUUAAUAUUUUCUGUCUUUCAUCUUCGGUUAUAUUCUCAUUGCAUUCAAAUCAACAAGAUAAAUGUCUUGGGGAAAGAAAUAACAGAUAGUGCCUGUGAACUGUAUGAAUGCAGUAUUCUGUCAGAGGAAAAAGGUGAUAAAAUCAGUUAUAACCUUUUUCCACUACAGAUUCUUCACAACAAGGGGAACAACAAGUAAACAACAGGUAAUAAGUACACUUAGAACCUUUUACCCCUACAUAAUUUGUAGAAAAGAAGUUAUUACAAAAUACUUUUUAAUGUUUUGCCCUUAUAAGGAUUGAAUAUUUGUAUAAUAUUUUCGCCAAACAUAAAGGACAAUAAGUACAUUAUAAAAAACAUAAAAGGUCGAUUUCAGCAAAAAUGGCAGUUAUAACCUUUUACCUUUGAACCCUCGAAUUAUACUUUAAAAAUAUUUAAAUAUAUAUUAUAUAUACAUGUC
This is a messenger RNA of Ruditapes philippinarum (Manila clam), 6944 nucleotides long. RefSeq lists its product as uncharacterized. Lineage: Eukaryota; Metazoa; Mollusca; Bivalvia; Venerida; Veneridae. The record is from RefSeq and is a predicted model, not a curated record. Bases 138 to 3419 code for a protein of 1093 amino acids. The transcript has 14 exons.